CUUCUUCCAAAUCUUCAUCGUGCCAUAUUGGCGGAGCUCGCGCGAGGCACUGCUUGUCCCUGCAAAAUCCUGCAACACAACGCCUCUUUACCCUUAGCCAGAGGUUAUCAAAAUGUGCAACCUGAGGGCUGAGUACUAUAUAAACCCUCAAGUCAUCCAAUGGUGGGAGGAGCGCGGCAAGAUGUGGGGCCCCAUCCUGUCGGGGGCCCUGUUCGGCGCGGGCUGGUGGUUCUGGGUGGAUGCCGUGUGCAUCAACCAACACAAGAUUCCCUUUGACCAGUACCUGCCCGGCCUGAUCGCCACUCUGGCGCUCAUCAUGAUCAACUGCAUCCGCCGCGACGACCUGGUGGAGAUAGACCCCUUCGAUGACGCCUCAUUUUGCAGGUCCCGGUUGUGGCUGUUCGUGUCGUACAUCGUGUCGUUUGCCUCCAUUGUUGCGGCGGUGUGGGUCAUGCUGGCGCACUACGCACACAACGCUGACCUCUCACCAGCCGACAAGUGGCCGGGAGCGGCCGGCAUCUUCCAGGUGACCUUCAUUCUGGGCAGCGGGCUGUUGUUCUUUGUCAGCCGCACGCCGACAGACACAGGCGGCUACAGCUCGUUUUAAGCAGGAUGGUGGUUGCUGGUGAUGGGAAUGGUCGUGAUGGGGGUGGUGGUGAUGGCGGUGGUGAUGCAUGGGACGAUUUUGUACUGUGAGGGGCAGGAUGUGCAAGCGAGUGUGGCGGUAGCGUACGAUGAGGGGAAGAACCAAGUGUGGGCCCGGGGAGGCGGCAGGCGUGGGGUACGUGAGGGAGCAGGUGGGGGCUCGGCGGGGGGGGGGGGGUUCCCUGUGGCAAAGAGCAGGCGGGGCAAACUUGGGUGACCGGAGCACGCGUUGUCGUGGACAUUGUGGGUACGGCAUGGUAGCCAUACGUCGGACUGUGUGAAUUGUUAGCGGCUGCGCGUGCGCGCAUCUUGGUAGUGGAGGGGGCGGGAAAGGCCACGUGGAAUAAGAGAGCGCAGCGCCGCCCAAGAAGCGGCGCAAGCGCGCAGGCUGAGGAGCCGGCUGCCGGCUGGUGUCUAGGUAGCGGUCCGCGGUGGGGCUGGCAGGGCAUGCGUAGCGGCAUGACACGUAGUGCGGCUGUUGACAAUUAUGCUGCGUCUGGCUGCGGUUGGCUCUGCUGUGGCAUCGCGACUGCUAGAUAGGCACCUGGUUUGGCUAUGUGCCUGUGGAAACCGACCUCGGCUAUGUCCGGGCGAUGAGGUUGUUCGGCCUCAGACUGUGGAGGGGCUCAGCCCCUUUUCCCGUGACCGGGGAACACUUUGUCUGUGGGGUCCGGCUGCAGUGGGACUGUGGGACAACAGGGGCACAGCCACCGCACGUGCUGUUGUGGGUUGACGCUGCGCUUGGACUUUGCCGACAUGCGUGCGAGCAACAAGACGAAGGACCUAAACCUUACAUCGUGCUCCUUGCAUGUGUUGUGUGGUGGCCGUGUGGGCAUCCCAGUACCGGGCUACCGGCUGUACCGCUGGGGCUGUGUUGACAAAUGCAGUGAAGCCUGAUGUGGAUGCUCACAGAGUGCCAGGGGGGCAUCGCGCUGAUGGAUAAUACGGUAACAGGAUG
Chlamydomonas reinhardtii is the source of this 1603-nucleotide messenger RNA. RefSeq lists its product as uncharacterized. Gene Ontology annotation, biological process: late endosome to vacuole transport via multivesicular body sorting pathway; protein targeting to vacuole. The record is from RefSeq and is a predicted model, not a curated record. The transcript has 6 exons. The coding region runs from base 113 to 607 and encodes 164 amino acids. Lineage: Eukaryota; Viridiplantae; Chlorophyta; Chlorophyceae; Chlamydomonadales; Chlamydomonadaceae.